AUGACCGCGGUGAACGAAGUCGAGGAGGCGGUCAAGCGCAUCAACUCGCACAAGGGCGUCCUCGGCGUCCUCAUCAUCAACAACGAGGGGAUCCCGAUCAAGACGACGCUGGAGAACGCGGAGACGGUGCAGCACGCGGCGCUGAUCACGCACUUCGCGCGAAAGGCGCGCGCGGUGGUGACCGCGCUGGAUCCAACGAACGAGCUGACGUUUCUGCGCGUGCGGAGCAAGUCGCACGAGAUCAUGAUCGCGCCGGAUAAGGAUUACACCCUCGUCGUGCUACAGAACCCGGCGUGA
Messenger RNA from Micromonas pusilla CCMP1545, 297 nucleotides. RefSeq names its product flagellar outer dynein arm light chain 7 (gene ODA-LC7). NCBI's taxonomy places the organism in Eukaryota, Viridiplantae, Chlorophyta, Mamiellophyceae, Mamiellales, Mamiellaceae. The record is from RefSeq and is a predicted model, not a curated record. Gene Ontology annotation, cellular component: cytoplasmic dynein complex; cytoplasm. Bases 1 to 297 code for a protein of 98 amino acids. Gene Ontology annotation, biological process: microtubule-based movement. Gene Ontology annotation, molecular function: dynein intermediate chain binding. The transcript has a single exon.